Molecule: messenger RNA, 2201 nt
Organism: Aspergillus melleus
Lineage: Eukaryota; Fungi; Ascomycota; Eurotiomycetes; Eurotiales; Aspergillaceae
Exons: 2
Coding region: 430-2184 (584 amino acids)
Source: RefSeq, a predicted model, not a curated record
CGCCCAAUGCCAUCUUAUGAUUAUCUACGUUGGGCAAUCGCCAGGAACCAAGACCUAGGGCCCCCAAAGCUAGGUAGCUUCCUUCAGGCUUCUAGACACCUGGAUAACGACGUUUGCCGAUUGUAGGCCAUUAUGAGAAUAAGCGAUCGCUUACUUUGGUCGGAUAGUAUCAGCAUCUUACUCUUCCAGUGUCACGCAACGCCAUAACAUACGCCAUUAGGUCUCUCUCAGGCUUCGAGUAACAUUGUGUCGCUCUUGCUACGACAUUGGUGCCAUAUAUUGAGUACUCUUGGAGGCCGUGGUGUCGUACCUUAUUAGGACAAUCACAUGACACUUCCAUUGUCACGAGCAGAGAACCUCUCGAGGAUCCCGAUCAUCCGAAACCUCUUCUAAUUGUCCCGUUGAGUCUUCUUUGAUUUAGAAACGGUCAUGAAUUGGACAGGAGGCCAUCUUCACAGACAUUCCAACAAUAGUCGCAAUGCAAACUCUAAGAAUCGAAGGAGAGACACUCAACAGUUCCGAUCCAAGAUAACCAAAGAUUCGAAUUGGUCCCCAUUCUCCUGCUUGCCAAGCUCAACAGUUGCCAGGGAGGUGGACGAAGAACAGGCGGAAAUAACUUGCAAUGAUGACCCGACUCAAGCAUCUAGUGCUAGGCGUUUGCAUUUACCAUCCCAUCAAUACGGAGAUCCACCCCUCGAAUCCUCUCGACAGUCGCAGCCAGUCAGCCGAUUAGACCGCAUCAAGCACCAGCUAUUGAAUGAGAAAGAUUGGGCCGCGGUCGCUGUCACCAAACCUCUCGAGGUCGCAUUCACACGAGCUGAGGAGAUUGAGAAAUUUGGAAAAAGAAGAAAGCUUACAGAGGCCGAUCGGAAAAGACUGGCGGAUUCUGAGAACAUUGUGUCCUGGACAGAACCGCCGUUCCACAAGACUGGUGGUGGGAGAGAUACACCAUCCGAACUGAGAACGAUCAAAAACCUCAACAUCACAAUUAACGGGCGCAAAGUGCCGGCGGAGAGCUUGCCUUCGGAAAGCAGUAGUCUUCAAGCAAACAAAUCAUCUCAGUCGAUGCUUUUGGAUCAUGAAUCAGCAUGCGCGGGAAAGCCCGAAACAGCGUAUUUAUCCAGCGUUCGAAACGGCGAAGGAAGCAUUCUUGGGCAGGGCUCCGAGGUUCUCAGCAACCCAGAUCAAUCGCCAUUGUGCCGUAAAGCUGUUAUGGAUACAAGCUCUGGACCGCAGAAUGGAAUCCCAGAUGUUGUAAAGAAAACUUCUGCCGACGAAGUGUCAGCUGUUGAGCAAAACUCAUCACACAGUAACCAGAACGAUAGCUCCGCUAGUGGGUUUCAAUCAUUGUUUAACAGAAGGAGAUUCACCCUUGAUGAUCAGGUCGAUCAGAUGAUUGCCGAGAAUGAGCGGAGGCUGCAUGCCACCAACAGGGUGAACAGAUCCGCCAAUGAGUUUAACCAGGAACGACAGGGAAGUUCCUACCACGAUUCCAUAUUCUCCCCGAAAACAAUGAAGGGGUUGAAUUGCUAUCUACGUAGGACAACACAUCAUCUGGAAGAGAAUCAGGUGCCUUCGAAUGCUGGUUGCAAUGAUCAAGCCCUCGGAUCAUUUCAUGAUAUACGAGCUCUACACGGACCGACUCAUCGCGAGGAGAACAACAGCCCAAUAUUGCUUAAAUCUCAUGGAACUAAUAUCACUCUGUCCUCUCCUGAAGAGUUGGACCCACCCACAUCACCGACGAAGAUUUUUGGACAACCAGUUGUGCUUGGCGAUAACGCAAUGCGAUCGUCAUGGAAUACGGAUCCUAAUACAUCAGUUCCAAACAGCUCAGCCAGAAAGCUAAAUGCAGCGGACAUAGGCUCUAGUCAGUUCAAAUCCUCUCUCAUGACUCACAUCGACUUAUCGCAAGAUUCGGACGCUCAAAACCAAAUCAUGCUCCAAACUCAAAGACCAAACUACAGGUAUGGUAAUGCCUUCUUGAUCCAAAAGCCAAGGACCAUGCUUCAUUCGCCGGCUGCCCUGCUCGAAGGCUUCCUCCAAUAUGAUCAAAAUACCUUCGGGCAAGGCGACAAGCAGGCAGAAUUGUUGGUACCGACCGUAGGUUAUCGGGACAACCAGCCUAGUAUUGAGCGGUUCUAUACCAAACGGACAUCAUCAUCCGAUACGCUCUCAUUGAAGUAGGAAUUUCGAUUCUACUU